AUGGCGUCAUUGGUCUGGACAACACCUACGUCAUCUUCUGCUUCUUCUCUGUUUUCUCGCUGUUCUCUGACCCAACGGAACUUCGUCGCCGGACGAUCUCUUGCUCCGAACGCCGUUAGAUGUGAGCUGACAGAGCCAGUGAAUGGGAAGCCUUGUGUUCCCAUUAUCAGUGAACAAACUCUUCCAAAGUUCUUGCAAUCGAGGCGACUGGAGGAUGCGUUAACUAGAAAUAGUAAUACCAGGCUUAAAAUUUUUUCUGGCCUGUCAAAUUCUGCACUUUCUCAGGAAAUUGCUUGGUAUAUGGGGCUUGACCUGGGAAAAAUUCACAUCAAGCGGUUUGCUGAUGGAGAAAUAUAUGUUCAAUUACAAGAGAGUGUUCGAGGCUGCGAUGUGUACCUUGUCCAGCCCACAUGCCCACCAGCUAAUGAAAAUCUUAUGGAGCUUUUGGUCAUGAUAGAUGCUUGCCGAAGAGCGUCAGCCAAGAAUAUCACUGCAGUGAUACCAUACUUUGGAUAUGCUAGAGCUGACAGAAAGACCCAGGGACGAGAAUCUAUUGCUGCCAAAUUAGUGGCCAAUCUUAUCACAGAAGCAGGUGCAGAUCGUGUUCUUGCUUGUGACCUUCACUCUGGACAGUCAAUGGGUUACUUUGAUAUUCCAGUGGACCAUGUAUACUGUCAGCCUGUCAUCCUCGAUUACCUGGCUAGCAAGAAGAUUUGUUCCAAUGACUUGGUGGUAGUCUCCCCCGAUGUUGGAGGUGUUGCACGAGCACGAGCUUUUGCUAAGAAGCUAUCUGACGCCCCUUUAGCCAUUGUGGAUAAAAGGCGUCAGGGCCAUAAUGUUGCUGAGGUAAUGAAUCUGAUUGGUGAUGUUAAAGGAAAAGUUGCGGUUAUGGUGGAUGACAUGAUUGACACUGCGGGAACUAUUGCCAAAGGUGCAGCUUUGUUGCAUGAGGAAGGUGCUAGGGAAGUCUAUGCGUGCAGCACUCAUGCUGUCUUUAGCCCUCCUGCAGUUGAGAGAUUGUCUAGUGGCCUAUUCCAAGAGGUGAUUGUCACAAACACUAUUCCUGUAAUGGAGAAGAACUACUUCCCACAAUUGACGGUUCUUUCAGUUGCAAACCUCUUGGGGGAGACAAUUUGGCGAGUUCACGAUGAUUGUUCUGUGAGUAGCAUUUUCCAGUAA
This is a messenger RNA of Fraxinus pennsylvanica, 1179 nucleotides long. The record is from the annotation of a GenBank genome assembly. Lineage: Eukaryota; Viridiplantae; Streptophyta; Magnoliopsida; Lamiales; Oleaceae.